Messenger RNA from Hyalella azteca, 8865 nucleotides. RefSeq names its product MAM and LDL-receptor class A domain-containing protein 2. Lineage: Eukaryota; Metazoa; Arthropoda; Malacostraca; Amphipoda; Hyalellidae. The coding region runs from base 1 to 8865 and encodes 2954 amino acids. The transcript is spliced from 51 exons. The record is from RefSeq and is a predicted model, not a curated record. Gene Ontology annotation, cellular component: membrane. Gene Ontology annotation, molecular function: protein binding.
AUGAAAAGCCAAUUCUCCUCCUUCUUCUAUGAAGCGGUUGAAAGUCUUUCCUGCGACUUCUCAACGGAUCUCUGCACCUGGAAAGCUGGAGCAGAUGACACAGUCGCGAUAUUGACUGGAGAGACCAAACUCGUGUCGGCCAUGUCGAGUCUGCGCGGCUCCUAUGCCUACAUGCCGAGUUUCAACGCCACCAGCAAAGCGUCUCUCAACUCUGCUUUGUUAUCGCCGAGCACUGACGAGCCUAACACCUACUGCUUUAGUUUCUGGUACUAUAACUUCGGGGUAACUGCGCCACGAAUUGCAGUGUACUGGAUCAACGACGAGACCGGCCAAUCGAAUCUCGUAUUCUCGAAGUCCGCUAGCAAAAUUGAUGUCUGGUCUCUGGCAAACCUGGAGAUAUUUGCCGACGUUGAUUGGACGUUAUCCGUGAAAAUUGUCUCUGAAUUCAUGGAAGAGUUGGGAGUUGCUGCCGUCGAUGACACGUCCAGUAAAAUUGGCAACUGCGAGAAUCCUCCUGGCGACUGUGACGUUGAAGUGGACUGGUGCCUGUGGUAUAACGUGCAAGAUCUUCCUUUGAAAUGGCAACGCUCGUCUCCCAUUGAGACACCUGAAGGUGGCACCCCAGUGAUUGACCACGACCACACGACAGGAUCGCCGUAUGGCUUCUACUUCGCGGUGCAGCCUGACGCGCCCACGGGAGCUGUAAGAAGUGAACUGUACGCACAGCUUGAAGGUCCAGUCAUUUUUUCAGGCAUCGCCGAACAGUGCGUCAUCUUUUGGUACUUCAUUGACUCGGCAAGCAAUUCAAGUCUAUCAGUUUUACGCCAGCAAAUCCAGAACAAGACAUCAACGACCGUUUGGAAAGCUCAAGGAUCUCAUGGAACAGGCUGGGUGUCGAGUAGAGUUUCUGUAGACACUUCAGUUGCCGAUAUAAGGAUAUUAUUUCAAGCGGACAUCGGUGACAGCGGCUCGUACGCUGUUCUACUGGAUGACAUCAUGAUCCUGGAAGAAGCUUGCCCUGCUAGCGAUCUGUCUUGCUCCUUCGAAUAUUCGUGCGGCUAUUUUGCUGGCAACGAACGGCUCAACCCUUGGCUGAUCGGUAGAGGAGUCACCGAAGUGCCUGACAACGUCACUGGUCCCAUUACAGACCAUACGUUCAUCAACGGCAUGUAUGCCUACACUGACUUCACAAGCCCGGCCGUCACGUUUACGGAUUCACCAGUUCACGCUCUUCUUGAAAGUGAACUCCAGCAGCCCAUGGCAGGAUGCCUUAGAUUUUACUGGGUCAAAUAUAUGAAAAGCAGCGAAGGUGUAGAUGCACCUAUCCUCAGUGUUCAUUUAAUUUCACGGCCAACCAACACCAUCGUUGAUGUUGUGGUCCUCAACGAUACGAAAAUGUCUACAACUUGGACUGAACAGCGAGCUGCAUUCACGUCCGAUGGAUCCGAAUUCGUUCUUGUUUUCAACGGCACGGCGUUCGGAAGAACGAGCUUCAUCGGCAUCGACGACACGCUCGUCUGGAGCGGCGACUGCAGUGAUCCUCCCAUGCCUGCACCCUCAGCCUUCCCAGGAACUUGCGACUUUGAAAGCGAAGACCGAUGUGGGUUUCAAGACGAAACGUUACGAUUCCCGUGGCUGGUUGGCUCACAAGAUAAUGUUUCGUUCCUGCCUCUUGACCACUCAACCCAAUCAUCUUCAGGUAAAAUGCUCUACCGAACCUCUGGAGGCGCAGAUUAUGAGAGAGCAGCCAUCGUGUCAGAGCCGCUGCUCUUACCUCGGGCGUGUGUGAGGUUCUUUUUCUAUGCAUAUCCUUUCAAAGCGCAAAAAAUACAAGUUUUCAAAAAAAUGCAUCACCGCCCUGAUGAGCUCAUCGGUGAGGUCACCUCGCCCCUUGCCAACUGGUUGGCGCUAAGAUUCUAUGUUGAAGAGAACGAAGAAUGGCAGCUAAAGUUCGUAGCUGAAAGUAUGCUGAACGAGAACUCGUUGGUCGCCAUCGAUGACGUUGUUGUGAGCACGCUACCGUGUGAUGAGCGCACGAGCUGUGACUUCGAAGAAAGUAUUUGUCUUUGGGAAGAUGACUCAACGCACAUGUGGGCAAGAGGAGUGAUCCGAGACAACGACGCCUUAUCUCCGGGCUUCAGCUAUUCGCCCUCACAUGAUCACUCCACAGGCACGGAAUUUGGGGCCUACCUUUAUUUUUACGACCAAACAAAUGCCUCGUCUUCUCAAGAAACAGUUGCCAGAAUUAUUUCUGAGACUAUUCCACCUUCCGAUGAGCAGCAUUGCUUCGAAGCAUGGGUUUAUUUGAAUGGAGACAAUGUUGGCGAGCUGCGUGUUAAUUUCCUGUAUCCUGAUGGAAGUAAUUCGGUGGCUGAAAUUAUUGACCCUGGCCUUGAGGUGGACAAGUGGCGUAAAGUGCAGGUCGCCGACGAUGCAAGCCAGCAUUGGAUUUACUUCGAAGCCCGGGGCUCUGGAGGACCUGUGGACAUAAUGGCAGUCGACAGCACUGCUCGUCACCAGGGAAAUUGUACAAUUUUGUCUCAAGAUUUUGUUUGUGAAAAUGGGAAGACGAUAUCGAUGGAUCAGGUGUGUGAUUACAACAGCGACUGCAGUUUAGAAGAAGAUGAGACCGUUUGCGCCACUUGUUAUUUUGGUGUUGACAAAUGUGGCUGGAGCGCCGCCGAGUCGAUGAGCUCUCCCAGCAUGUUCUACUGGGACUUCGAGCCGCACGGAAUUGACGAUAAGGUCGGGAUGGUUGCAACAAGAACAAAAUCCGCUGGUUUUGAAGAAUUCGACGCUCACCUGUAUACACCUGAGACUCAACAAUCAACCUACUAUACAUGCAGCCUUUACAUUCAGUACAAACUCAAUGGUCCAGCUGAAACAGCACCUAAGCUGGAAGUAAACAUGCAGAACGACGGCUCCAGUGAUUCUACGAUGCUGUACAUAGCUAAGGGCAUUUCCGAAAAUUGGCAAGAGUUUAGAAUACCUCUCGGGCAUGUCGCUGAUCGCUUUAGACUGGCCGUAACCUUCAAACCCAAUCACAAGACUACUGAAACUGAAAACUUGGGGGCGCAGGUCGAGAGAAUUCUUCUGGAGAACUGUGAUAUUGUGAAGGAAGUUGUUGAUACACGUUCAGAAGGAGAGUUUUUCCACUGCGCUGAUAAUCGAACUUGCGUUCCUUCUGCGGCCGUGUGCGACUUCAACGAGGAUUGCCCCGAUGCUUCUGAUGAGGAGUUCUGCGCCGUCGAGCGAUGCUCGUACGAAGACCGAUACGAGAAGUGCAUGUGGCAGAACAAAGGCUUUACGCGCGUCACAGCCGGCAAGACUGGGAAGUUGCCGUACAGAGACCACACCGUCAACCAGGGCUCUGGUUCUUACGUGCUUGAUGAAGAAUCCGAUUUUAUUCCCAUGAUCUAUUCAAACAACGUUGAACCAUCUCAAGAUUGUGAGUUUGGAUUCUACUCGAGCCUUUCGGGCAACCUGAACGUCAAGUUGGUCAUCGAAAUCAAGGAAGUGCCAUCGCAGAUCACGAUUCAUACGAGCGAAGUUGUUGCUCCUGCUCGGGAGAACUUCGGCUGGCAACGUACAACAAGAAUAUUCAGCUCAGAACAGACGACGCAGAUCCGCAUCAUCGGGCUAAACAAAUGGAGUGAAGGAGUUGUUGCCCUGGACGAUUUCUUCGUGUCGCCCAAAUGCAAGAUCGGCACUGCAGUGACCGACCCUCUGGACUACAGCCAUACCUUCUACUGCCAACCGUCGCAGUUUGAGUGUGAGACCUGCAUAGAUUACACUAAAGUUUGCGACUUUAAAAGUGACUGCAACGACGGUAAAGACGAACGUUCUUGCGGGUCCACUAAUUUCAAAGACGACGCUGGCAGCUGGCAGGACGCGAGCAUCUCUGCAUAUCACUGGGAGCGAGCAAGUGCCCCCGAGAUAGGCUCCUCUGCCCCGCCCCAAGACCCCCUCAACUCUGGCGACGACCACUACAUGUGGCUUGCUGCACGUGGAGCAGGAACCCCCACAAAUUUCGCGACCCUCGUUGGCCCUGAGAUGGGCCCGACGGCUCUGCCAUGUACCUUCUCGUUCUACUCGUACGGCCACGACACCAUCCCCUCGAUGUACGUCUAUGCCGAGAGCGCAGGUCCUAUCAUGAGAAGACUUCUCUACGAGUUCGUCUACGUCUUCCAGGCUAACCAAUGGCAGCAUCAUGAGAUCCACAUCGGGGAGCAAUCUGACAGAUUUCGGGUGGGCUUCAGGGUUCUAAAAGAAGGCUAUAUAGCUGCCGAUGUGAAUUUCGAUCUCUUCUUGGAUGACUUCUCUUUCGUUGGAUGUUCAACAGAGGAAGCUCCUAGAAAUGGAAGCUUCGAGUGCACCUUCAGCUCGCCCUGCUCUGACUUACUUCAAGCAAAUGACGACUCCGCCGACUGGAUCCCAGAACUCGACCUGUUCACUCUCAACGAUUAUUUGCGCCUCCAAUCACCAUCAUCACAGGAGGUCAUGGCGGAUUUAAAAACCUGGUACCGCACACCGACCAGACAGUCAUGCUUCUCGUUCAGGUAUAAAAUAGUUGGAGGUGCUAGUUUAUUCGUCAUUUUUUCUGACGAGUCUGGCAAGAACGAAACCCUGUGGCAGCGGCUCCAUGAGGUGGAUUUUGUCGACUGGCAAAAAGUUCACUUGGAAUUUGGGUCUUCUGAUAACAAUUUCCAGAUGACUAUCAGAGGCAAAACACACAGCACAGAAGAAGUCACACAAUACAUCUGGCUGGACGAUGUAGGGCUUAGAGACGGUCCCUGCCCAGCUGACCUGACGUGCACGUUCGAGGAGGGCGACUGCGGCUGGCACAACGACACGGUGCCGGAACAAGAGAUACCCUGGCUCAUCGUCAGCUCCGACACCAACACGUCUCUUUACGACCCACCGGCUGACCACUCGUGGAUGACGGCCGCUGGUCACUACGCCAUGAUUGACGUCCAGGACGGGCAGGCUGGGAAAAACGGGCGAUUGCGAAGCCCGUUGAACCGCCCUACCUCUGCUGGUGGCGACUGUUUCAAAUUUUGGUACUACCUCUACGACGCGGGAAACACUGAGAGCGGCGUCGGAGAACUUACGGUUCUUCUUGACAAAGGAAACUUGGAUGAAAAGUUAUGGUCUUCCUCCGAAAAUUCUAGAGCCGCGUGGCAACUGGCCCAAGUUACUGUCAAGUCUGCGGCCAAUUUCUCGCUCGUUAUUGGUGCCAAUAGACACGAAUCGAAUGCUGGCACAAUGGCUGUUGACGACCUUACCAUCGAUUUCGAUCCGUGCACCAACGUAGUAGAUUGCGAUUUUGAAAACGGAUUGUGUGGCUGGACCAUUGAUACUUCGACGAGCGUUCCCUGGCAGCUCUUCAUGGCACAAGACAAUUUCGGCUUCGUGGAAGUUGACCACACGUUAAACAGUGAACUCGGUCACUACAUCUCAUUCGACAGUCGACCCUGCCAGGGCAGCUCACAGGACUGCACCGCGACGCUCACCAGCGCUGAAGUCAACCCAUUCAUUCCGACUUAUUGUUUCUCCGGCUACUGCUUCGCCUCCAACCUCGACGAAAAUAGCACAGUCAGCCUUACGGUUCGAUCACUCACAAGCAACGAUUCGUACACGGUGUUCCCGAUACCAACAUCUGUCAGCAAUGAAGACGCAUGGCUCCCCUUCUCGGUCACCCUGACUGAGCUCACAUACACCUUCCAGAUCUCGCUGAGGGCUUUCGCCUCAACGCUUCCUGUAGAAGAGCAGAGAAUGGUCAUCAUGCUGGACGAUCUUUUGCUGGUGUCUGGCGCGUGUGGGGAAGUUACCACCCAAGCGCCCCCUACGACAACCACCAUGAUACCCUUCGUUGACUUGUUCACCUGCGACUUCGAAGGUGGCGACGCUUGUGCAUGGACUGUGGACGACGGCUGGCUUCUGACAAAUGGAGAAAACGAAAAGCUCGUUCCAUGGGGUCCUUUCUCUGACCACACAACUGAUCUCUCUUCAGGGCAUAUGCUGGUGAUAUCGGACAGCGGAUCAUCCAUACAAAAUGUUGAGGUGACAUCGUCCUACGUUACCAUGCCUGGUGAUGGGAUCUGCUUUUCCUUCUACUACUUCAUGCAUGGAGAAGCAGACCUCCUUCUGUCACUGGUGGUCGAUGAAGAUAAAAAGAGUGAGAGUUUCCUGGCUUGGCAGCGCGAAGGUGAAGUUGACAACGACUGGCAUCAAGCAUACUACUAUGCAAUUCCGGAAGAGGGAAAUGUCAAAGUGAGGAUAAUUUUCUCGGCCGGUUAUUUAACCGUCGACAACCGGACUGGAAACAUAGCCAUCGACGACAUCGUUGCCCAUGCUGGCGAGUGCGCUGAGCAAGAUCACUGCGACUUCGAAGAUCACAAAUCAUGCGGCUGGCAAAUGCCGGCGGAAGGCAACGCUCUGGCGUGGCUUGAUGCAGACGGACUGCAGGCUGAUGCAUCUCCGGAAAUUCCAAGCUAUGAUCACACUUACGGCACAAGCAGAGGGCGGUUCUUGUACGUACAUCACCUGACUGCAGACGAUCUGUUGUACCCGCGUGCCUAUUUGUACAGUCCUGCUCUCAGCGCUUCAGAGAACACUCUCUGCUUAGAGAUGUACUACUACAUGCAAGGCUCUAAAGACUGGACAGGCUCCCUCUCCGCCUACGUGUUACCAUCAGGCAUGGACGUAGAAGACGCCACCCCUGUCUGGACAGCCUCUGGUAACCGCGGAGCAAACUGGGCCCGGGCCAUUGUGGAAACUCCAGUGGAAGAAUCUUUCCAGAUUAUUUUUGAAGCGUUUGACGAGGAAACAUUGAAUGCAUCCAUCAUCGCCCUGGACGACGUGAAGUGGACACCCGGUGAAUGCCCAGCGCUGGGCUGGUGCAGCUUCGAGGACGGGACAUGCGGCUACACCAACGAUCAGACCACGGAUGAUCUCAACUGGGUGGUGUGGCGUGGCGACGCCACAGACAGAGAUACUGGGCCGGCCGUCGACCACACACUCGGCACGGACAGAGGGCACUACAUGCUGAUGGACGCCAGCGUUGGCACAGAAGGACAGCAGGCCAUCCUUGUGCUCACCGACAUACCGGCGGGCUACUAUUGCUUCAAGUUCUUCUUUCACAUCUACGGCGAGGACGUCGGAGGUUUGAUAAUAACUGUCGUAAGAGAGGACCAGACGGAGCACGCCCUCCUAAAGAUAAUACGCUCAACAGGAAAUCAAUGGUUUGAAGCGGCCGUGGAUCCGUUUUCCCAGGAUUUGUCCUUCAGCUUGUUGCUGAUCGCCACGGUAGGCAAAGGACCUCUGGGAGACAUCGCCAUCGACGACACUUCGUUAGAAGUCGGUGCCUGCCAUGAAAACCCUGAAAUGUACCACUGCCACGACGGCACUUCCAUUGAGUUCGAUCUCGUGUGUAACUUCGUCGAGGAUUGCCGGCUCGGUGAAGACGAAAGUUUGUGCGCUGACUGCCGUUUCGAAAAUACUUUCUGUGGUUGGACGCGCGAUUCCACAACGGACCACAUCUGGGACCUGGCCCAAGUGUCGCCGUCCUACGGCAAGUCGCUGUACGUGGCCCAGCAGGUGGCAGGGGAGCCUGGGCCUGCGCUCAUCAGCUCCCGCGAUCUCCACGACGCAUUCACCAACUGCACUUUCAAGUUCUGGUAUCGCAGUAACCCUGAAAACGGCACGUCGGCUCGACUAAGCGUCGCGGUGGAAUCGUCAGGAGGCACCGCUUACGUCUACCACGUCAUAAACGAAGGCAAUGACGACUGGAAGGAGGCAAGCGUGCAGAUAUUCGAUCACUAUGAAGCGUUCCAAGUAACGCUAGAGGGUGAAACCAACGCCUCGCCUUUCGCCCUCACGGUGGACGACACAUCCAUGGCUGGGUGCACCCAACCGCGCCUCAACCAAUCCUGUUCAGCAGGGCAACUCUCUUGCCAAACAUCAGGCCUGUGUAUUGAUGAAGCGUAUAUUUGCGAUGGCACCAACGACUGCGGUGACAGGACCGACGAAACUAAUUGUAACGCCAAUUUUCCAUUGUGCGAUUUUGAGGACGAUGCUUGUUCCUGGAACCAAGAAGCUAACAAAGACGAUAUUGACUGGAUUGUCACGAACGGCCAAACACCUGCCGGGCUAGAAUCGUUCAAAACUGGCCCAUCAACUGACCAUACCACCCGACUGCCUGAAGGAAAGUAUUUAUACAUUACGAAAUUUGAGUCUAGCAAUGAGGAAAGCAAGAAGGCUUGGUUACUCAGUCCAACGAUCCAAAGAACGGAAGACAAGUCGUGUAUUCUGCGUUUCCAUUAUUACAUGUUUGGACCUAACGUUCAGAGUGUCAUUGUAUACAAAAUUUCUGGAGGAAACGAGCAAACUGAUGAACUUUUCUCAGUCACGGGCGACCAAGGACAAAAGUGGUUACGCGGAACCUCAGAGGUAACAACAUCGGGACCUUUCCGAUUCGCCAUAGAAGGGACUGUCAAGUCACUGGAUUUCGUGGACAUUGCAAUAGACGACAUCUCUUUGUCUCAAGGAUGCGUUGCUGCAGCCGACGUGACUACCACCACUAGUACAUCUACAACCACUAGAGUAACUCCGUCUCCCACCACGAAGAUUACCACUCCCUACACGUUCCCUACCUCUACGACGCGUCUCCCUCCCACCACGACGGCCAAACAUUGUCCUGCUACAACGCUCGACUGUGGGGCCUCCAACCUUACCUGCGUGCCAGGGAUGCUGGUCUGCGAUUCGGUCCAAGAUUGUCUCAACGGUGCCGAUGAAGAAGGAUGUGCCGGUAAAAUUCUUGGAUUGCUUCUGACCAUUUUAACUGUGCAGCAAAAUAACAAAUAA